Molecule: messenger RNA, 7150 nt
Organism: Monodelphis domestica (gray short-tailed opossum)
Lineage: Eukaryota; Metazoa; Chordata; Mammalia; Didelphimorphia; Didelphidae
Gene: LRCH2
Product: leucine rich repeats and calponin homology domain containing 2
Cellular component (GO): cytoplasm
Molecular function (GO): protein binding
Source: RefSeq, a predicted model, not a curated record
GCGCACCCCCCGUGCUCCACACCCCACAGCCCCCGCUCGGCCAGGAGUAUUGUAGUGGGGGCUUGUCGCUUUCACGGUCUCUCUCUUUUUCUCUCUUUCUCUCUUUCUUCUUUCUCUCUCUCCCUCUUCUUUUUCUCCGUCCCGUCUCUUUUUCUCUCUCUCUUUCUCUCUUCUCUUUCCACACAGGCACACAGACGCACGCAGACACACACACACACGCACACAGACACACGAGCGACACUCGCCCGCUCGCUCCCAGGAAUAUGGCGGCGAGUCAGGGCAGCGGCGGCGGCGGCGGCGGCGGCGGCGGGGGCAGCCCGGCUUCGGGGUCCGCAGCUGCAGCGGGGGCGGGCCCGGGGGCAGGUCCGGUUCCCGGCCCGGGGCCGGCUCUCUUCAGCCAACCUUUCUCGGCCGGCCCGCAGUGGCCACCACCGGCGGCCGGCCGCAGCCUGGACCGGGCCCUGGAGGAGGCAGGCACAUCAGGCAUCCUGAGCCUCAGCGGCCGCAAGCUCCGCGACUUCCCUGGCUGCGGCUACGACCUCAGCGACACCACGCAAGCAGAUCUUUCAAGAAAUCGAUUUACAGAGAUUCCUUCUGAUGUCUGGCUAUUUGCACCACUUGAGACCCUAAAUUUAUAUCAUAAUUGCAUCAAAGCCAUUCCUGAAACCAUAAAAAACCUGCAGAUGUUAACAUAUCUUAAUAUUAGUCGAAAUCUUUUAUCAACAUUGCCAAAAUAUCUGUUUGAUCUCCCGCUUAAAGUGUUGGUUGUCAGUAAUAAUAAGCUGGUUUCCAUUCCCGAAGAAAUAGGGAAAUUAAAAGACUUAAUGGAAUUGGAUAUUAGCUGCAAUGAAAUUCAGGUCCUCCCCCAACAGAUAGGAAAAUUACAUUCGCUUAGAGAGCUAAACAUAAGAAGAAAUAAUCUUCACAUGUUGCCAGAUGAAUUGGGAGAUCUUCCCUUAGUGAAGCUGGAUUUUUCUUGUAACAAAGUGACAGAAAUUCCCGUUUGUUAUAGGAAACUCCGUCAUUUGCAAGUGAUCAUUUUGGAUAACAAUCCAAUGCAGAUUCCACCUGCACAGAUAUGUUUAAAGGGUAAAGUACACAUAUUUAAAUUCUUAAAUAUUCAAGCAUGUUGUAGAAUAGAGAAGAAGCCUGACUCCUUGGACCUUCCUUCAUUGGGUAAAAGGAUUCCCUCUCAGCCUCUCACAGACAGUAUGGAAGAUUUCUAUCCAAAUAAAAACCAUGGCCCCGAUUCUGGUAUCGGAAGUGAUAAUGGAGAGAAACGACUAUCUACAACUGAGCCAUCAGAUGAUGACACAAUCAGCCUUCACUCUCAAGUAUCAGAAUCGACCAGAGACCAGACUCUAAGAAAUGACAAUCACUUGAUGAGCAACAAACUUGACUCUCAUAAAGACCAGGAGGUGUAUGAUUACAUUGACCCCAACCCAGAGGAUGUAGCAGUCCCUGAACAAGGAGAUGCACAUAUUGGAUCCUUUGUCUCGUUCCUGAAGGGAAGAGAAAAAUAUUCUGAGAAAUCUCAGAAAAAUGAAGAAUGGGGAGAUGAGAAAAGGCUUCAGAAAGAGCAGUUCCUUGCAGAGGAAGAGGAUGAAGAUUUGAAGGAAGUGACUGAUUUAAGGAAAAUAGCUGCUCAGUUAUUGCAACAGGAGCAGAAGAACAGACGGAGACCUUUAAGUUAUAGAACAUCAUUCAGUGAAAAACUCUUCCAGAGGACCAGAGCAGCAGGACGCGCAUCAAGACUCCUUAAUCAUUCAUCUUCUGUAAACCCCAGAAACCGACCUAAGCAAACAGUGGAAUUUGACAAAAGUGUCUUGGCAGAUGAAGUAAAUUCUGCAUUGUCACCCUUCACAUGGCAGCCUUUAGGAAACCAGAAAGAUCCAGCUGAUGAACAGCAGUGGCCUGAAACUCCACCUAUAAUUUGGCAGAAUGAAGAAAGGAGGAGAAGCAAACAAAUUAGAAAAGAAUAUUUCAAGUAUAAAUCCUCAAGGAAGAAUUCAAGUGGAAAUGAACAUGAUGAGCAAGACAGUGAUAAUGCUAAUGUGUCCCCACAGUCUCCAGUAUCAUCUGAGGAUUAUGACAGAAGUGACAGUUGUUCACACGGUCCAUUUGGCUUGAAGCCUAGAUCAGCUUUCAGCCGUUCAUCUCGCCAGGAAUAUGGGACAGCAGAUCCUGGAUUUACAAUGAGAAGAAAGAUGGAACACUUAAGGGAGGAAAGGGAGCAGAUACGACAGCUUCGUAAUAAUCUUGAAUCGAGGUUAAAAGUAAUUUUGCCUGAUGAUAUUGGAGCAGCAUUAAUGGAUGGAGUAGUUCUUUGCCAUUUAGCCAAUCACAUAAGGCCACGCUCUGUAGCUAGUAUUCAUGUACCAUCACCAGCAGUGCCUAAGCUAAGCAUGGCAAAAUGUCGAAGAAAUGUAGAAAACUUUCUUGAUGCUUGUAAAAAAUUGGGUGUCUCACAGGAAAGACUCUGCUUGCCGCACCAUAUUUUGGAAGAAAGAGGUCUGGUGAAAGUCGGCGUUACAGUUCAGGCUCUUCUGGAGCUGCCCACUACUAAAGCAUCUCAACUGUCAGCAGCUUGACCUGACUGGAAAUAAUUAUACAAACAAAUUCUAGUUUUAUUUAUUUGUACUCAUUUUGUGCACCUCAGCUUUCUGAAUGAGAAUGGCCAAUGAAAAAGUUUUUGUCUAGAAUGAUGUCUUUGUUUUAUUGUAUAGAUGACAUUGAAGUCCAAUCAAAGAAAGCUUGGUUAAGUAAUGAAGCUCCUUUAAAAACGAGAUUCAGAAAACAGUUUCUCAUGUACACAGAUUCUUUUUACUACUAAAUCAAUUGAUAAUGCUUGAUUAUUUUUGGAAAAACUAGAUUAUUGGUAAAUUGAAAAUGUGGCUUAACAUAUUUUGAAAUCUCCACAUAAGGGUAGCUAUCAGAAAUUAAUCCAUUUUUACUAAUUCCCAAUAGUCUUAUAUUUGAGUCCUUAAUUACACUCAAAUAUAAUUUAUAUACUUCAUGAAUUCUCCAGUCCUUAGGGAGUAUGAUACCUACACAGACCAGAAGAGUUUGCAAAAAAGGAACCUUGAUUCUUUUAGUCUGCUAGGUUGGUGCCAACACAGUUUCAGUUGUGCUGGAGAUUGUUUACAUGGGAAGUGCCUGUGUAAUUGAUGACUCUUAGAGUCUUAAACCUUUUUGGAAUUUCUCUCUGUAUGGAUGUGUUCAUUUGAACUUUGCUGAUAUUUUCUAGUUUUCUGCCAGGCCAGUGAUGUGUGAGGAUUGAAGCAUGCCUCACCGUGUUUGAUUGCACACUAUUUUUUAGUUAUUUCAUGUUGUCAAAAAUAAUAUGUGUGAUUUAUUGAUGCUAUUUAAUUUUACAAAAUGGAAUCAUCUUUUAAUAUGUAUUAUCAUUUGAGUCAUAUUUUAUUUUGUAUUAUAGUGAAAGAGGAUCCAGAAAACAGGGAGGGAUUUGAGAAGUAGGGAAAUACUGAAUAGCAGGCAUAUUGUAAUACAACUGCCAAAACCUCAGGUUGACAUCUCAACUUUCAGACUUGUUACUACAUCCUUCCUAGCUUCACAAUACAUCUGUGUAGCAACAACAAUCUCAUAAAUAAUUGAAAAUCUAGGACAGCAGUUCACUAGGUUACAGUGUUCAGUGCCACCAUUUGAAUAUAUUCAUGUUCCUGCAUUGUGCCGUGGAGGUGCCCUGUUUCUGGGCCCCAGUAUUGCCAUUGUGGCCUGUGAGUCACAAGGAAAGUCCCAGCUGGAAGGCUCUCAUGAGUUUAGAGUCCAAAUCUCCUUUAAUUUUCAAGGUGGCUAAUUUGAAGGCUACAGCAGUCAGAGAGGGCUCUAAAAUUUGCCUAAUUUUGGCCUUUUUCCCCAUAGAAAACUCUGGCUGGUGACUUUUGUAGUAACCGUGCCAAGUAUUUUGUAAAAUAUUAUUAUUAUUAUUAUUAUUGCACUCAUUACCUCUUAAUACAUAUGCAAUUUGAUUUAAAACGUUGGCCUUGGUAUUUCAAAGAGUUCUAAGUUUGGUGAGGGACAGUAUGGGGUGAGCAAAGUAGAGAAAGGAUGUCCAAGUUUCAAUCUCUAAAUGAAUAAAACCCAUGAAACCAAACAGUGUUGUACUAAGAGCUGAUUCAGGAGCGGUUCUGAUAUUUUACUCCAGUUGGUGAGUAACCGUGCCAUUUAGCAUUGAAUUUUGGCUUUAGAAUAAAGGAUAGCAUUUCUCCAGUAGCAUAUAGGUGCUCUUCAGGAGGUACAUUUCUUUGUGGCUGUAAGAUUUUGAGGAAUUAAAGUGGAUUUAGUCUGUUGUUGAAAUAUCUCAAAGUAGUUACCAAUCACUGCCUCCCUUGGGCAAUACUUGGGUAGCCUAUGAAUGUGUGUAAGACAUGGCCAAGAGGCCAUUUUUAUACAGAAAUUUGACAGCAUUCCAGUAAUAUAACCAUUAAAAUGUAGUGUCUUAACUCUUUUACCAUAUCAUUCCCUUUAUGAUUCAGCUAUAUCUUGACAAGUACUUUUAUAUUUCACAUGAGUGUACUUCAGUGGAGCCCAGGAAUGUUACCCACCCUGAAGACUUUUAGGCUAGUACCUUAUUAUCUAUAAUUGACUGAGUAAUUAUUUAUUACUUUAAAAAUAGUCUAGAACCUCAAUAAAACAUUCUUUGUUGAAAGGCAGAAUUCAGUGUAAGGUGGGAGCUUCCCAUCCUAAUCCAGGGGGGUUUACUUACUUGUCUGAAGUAUACCAAAAGGCAUUUUGGCCCAGAAGAUGGUCCUGUGGCGUAGUGCAGUCUCCUAAGAUAGCAAGAGAGCAAGGCUCCAAUGUAUUUCUCUUAGUAGAUUUUCAGUGUUGAAACUUGGUGUUGGUGUUUUUGGCAAUGUUUUCUAUUAUGAUAUAUUUAUUUCACCAGUUACUGGAUUAAGAAUGAUUUCUUUACAUUAUAGAAAAUGGAUUUGCUGUUCCCUGGGGGAUAGAUGAUCAAAGUGAACUAUUUUCAUGUUUCCUAAAAUAACAGUACGGUAGAUUGCUACUUCUGUAAGAUUCAAUGACCUUGUGGCACAAGGAAGCUUAAAUGUUAGAUAUGUUAGAAUGGAAACACAGAGUAAAAAUGUAUUACUGUUUGGUUAAUCAUUAUCUUGAAAUAAUGUUAGGUUAACCUUUUUUCUACUUGAGUCUUUUGGAAGCUUUGGAAAUGUGUACUUAGAUCCUAGCUCUACCAUAAUCCAUUUUCACCUGCAUUGAGAAUCUGUCAAACUGCUCGUUGUAAAUUACCCAUGCCAACUGUGGGUAGAGAAAAUGGAAAUGAGAGAAUAAAAGUCUGGGACAGCAUUUCUUUCUUUUUUUUCCAAUAUCAAAACCUCCAUUUCUUUUCACAUGUUUAAAGGUUUAAAGUCUGGGUCGAACAGUAUGUAUGUAUAAUGUGGAUCACACCAAAAGCGUUCACAUUAGAAGCAUUUCAGUGACAAAUGUAUGUUCAUGCACCCUUUCAAAAGCCAGCUCAAAUUUGUACCCCCCAAGUAUAAGUAGACCUUUUUACACCGAAAGCAUUCACUUGAACAUAACCUAAUAUAUAGCUGGUCGGCAGUGGUUUCAGUCUGUGUGGAGAGGGCAGAGCUAGAGUAAAUUGGAACGGCCUUCGUUCAUAAAUAGAGGCAGCCUGACAUGGUUACAGGUCCAGGCCUCGUCCUUAGAGAUUCCUACCCAAAUGCUUUUGUCUGAGGUACUCAAUUGGGUUAACCUGAAGAUAGAGGAGAAAAUGUUAAUUAAUUUUUCAUUUUCACAUAAUUCUCCUUGGAAGCAAAAAAAAAUUGCAACCCACACUGUCCCAUCUUCAUACUAUCAAGUCUUGGAUGGCAGUGACUAGGACUUUGUUUCCCUUCUGUUACUGCCUAAAAUGUAUAUUGUAAGAAUGUGUGGCCAAUAAAUGUUUAUUGGAUUGAAUUGAAUUCCCAGAUUUUAUCAUAAACUUAGGGAAUGCUCUUAAUUGAAUUUUGAAUAAAAGUGAAUUGUUGCCCAGGAAAACUAUUUAAAUGUAUAGGCAUUCUCUGUUAUUUAACAACCUGACCUGCAGUUUCAAAUUUAGGGAAUUGCUUAUCUAGUAAGCAGAUUUGGGUUGUUGUUUCAGUCACGUCCAACUCUUCAUGACCCCAUUUGGGGUUUUCUGGGCAGAGAUGCUGGGGAGGUUUACUAUUUCCUUCUCUAGCUCAUUUUCCAGUUGAGGAAGUAAGCCCUACAGGGUUAAGUGAAUUGCCAAGGGUCCCACAGAGCUAGUAGGUUUCUGAGACUGGAUUUGAACUUGUGAACAUGAGUCUUCCUGACUUCAGGCCCAGUGCUUGAUCCCAUUGUUCCACCUACCUGCCCUAGGGAACAGAUUUGAUAUUUAUUAAAUGAAGACCUGAAGUUGACAGAAUUUUAAUGUACAUUGAUUGUAUUCCUUGCUUUUGUAAUCUGAUAAUUGACUUUGAAUGAUGGGGACAGGAUACUCUGAGACUCUGACCCAAUGGUGCUGAGUCCUAGAACCUGGUGUACCUUUGGCCUAUUAUCCAUCUAGAACAUUGAGCUCUUAUAUCGAGCUUUUUGGGAAAUGUCCUGGGCUCUAAAUUUAAAAUGAAUUCAAUGGAGAAAAUCACAAAUUAGUCAUUUGUUCACAAAUAGGUUUUAGUUACAGUUGUAUUUGAAGAUAAAUAUGGUUCUAGUACGUAGGGAGCAUAGAGUUUCUACCUAUGUUUUAUUUUUGUGAAGUCUGUUACAGUCAGUUUAACAUUUAUUGGGUACAUGGAAAAUUCAAGUUGGAAGAGCUCUCUUAUGUUAUUUAUGCUGGCCUGAUACAAAGAGAGAAGUCUUUGAGAGAGCUCCUCAUUCCCAGCAAAAUUAGAAGGCCCAAGGUUCUUAAGGAGUGUAUUAUUGGGUUUGUAAUUCUAAAAACUUUAUGAUUGAUCAACUCUUGCUUUCUCUAUUUAUAAUUGCGAUAACUUUGUCAUUUCUGGUUAGAAAUAAAUGUUUUAAUCAGUUCCAAAAUCUAGAUGAAAAGCAUGUAGGGUAUGUGUGCAGAUGAGAACAUGUGCAUAGAAUUAGUUUUUUUUAAUGUGUAAAUUGGACUUUGCAAAACUGCCAUCUGAUAUUUGUAAUAAUAAAAAGGCAUAAUUCAAAAUAA